AAUUGCAGCCCAACAACCCAAAUGGGCUUCCAUUUAGACCUCGGCUGUGCCACCCUGUCUAAUUUUGCUGGGACUGCUAUACAAAUAUCUGAACCGUCCAAUGCGAAGCGGCGCAGACGGGUCGGCCCAGAUGCAAUUAAAACCUCUGCUUCACUCUGCUGCUUGCCAUCAAUAGCCACCCACCUAUCUCCAACCGUUCUGCGCCCGUUGUUAUAUAGCAAAGCCCCGCUGGAGAUGUUCAUGCGUUCAAAGAGACCCAAGAGGAUAAGCAAAAUGAAAGCCCAGUCGUCCCAUCUCAUCGCCCUCUUCUUCUUUUUCUUCUUCUUGCUCUUCUGCGGUUUUGCUGCAGAAGCUGGUGAAGCGCUAGCAGGCCUGGCAGAUAAGUGUAGCAAAGAUUUUACUAAGGUGGUGUCGUGCCUGAACUACGCGAAGGGGAUUGCGAAUACACCCACGAAGGAUUGCUGCACUUCGGUGAAGGAAAUAAGGGACGAUGAUCCGGUGUGCUUGUGUUACGUUAUCCAGCAGACUCACAACGGUAGCGAGCAGAUCAAGAGUUUUGGUCUCAAGGAGGAAAGGCUGCUUCAGCUCCCUACUGCAUGCAGCCUGAAAAACGCAAGCGUUACUAAUUGCCCCGGCCUGCUCGGACUAUCUCCUAGCUCCCCAGACGCUGCCAUCUUCACAAAUGCUUCAACGGCAACACCCACUCCAUCGACAGGAACAUCAUCGUCACAGGAGACAGCUAAGGACUCCAAUAUUGGAUCUGGGCUUGGGCCCAACUCGGCUGGGCUGAUCGCGACGGCUAUAACCAUCCUCUUUCUCUUUGCUUUCCCAGUUGGGUCUCCGUCUGCCGCUACCUUCGAGUUGGGCAGUACAUGAGGAUUGAGAAGUUUCACCUAGCUCGGAGUAGCCAAGCUUCCUUUUUUCUCCGUUGUUGUAAUCGACCUUUCAGGACUUAGAAUACUUGAUUUGUCUUUGCAUCAUGUUGUUUUGGGUGACUCGCUUUUACAUUUAUCUUGAUUUGCUAUGUAUGCCGUAAUUAGCAACCUUUUUCUAAAUUGAGGGCCUCUGACAUUGGGUGUGCUA
Corylus avellana is the source of this 1083-nucleotide messenger RNA. It is a transcript of the gene LTPG1, whose product is annotated as glycosylphosphatidylinositol-anchored lipid protein transfer 1. Lineage: Eukaryota; Viridiplantae; Streptophyta; Magnoliopsida; Fagales; Betulaceae. The record is from RefSeq and is a predicted model, not a curated record.